Messenger RNA from Columba livia (rock pigeon), 1779 nucleotides. RefSeq names its product POU class 2 homeobox associating factor 3 (gene POU2AF3). Gene Ontology annotation, molecular function: DNA binding; POU domain binding. Lineage: Eukaryota; Metazoa; Chordata; Aves; Columbiformes; Columbidae. The record is from RefSeq and is a predicted model, not a curated record. The coding region runs from base 718 to 1443 and encodes 241 amino acids. The transcript has 5 exons.
AGAUGGUAGGGAGUGCUGUGGAAAGUAGUGGGGUUCAGGUAGCUUCUGCUACCUGGGUGCCCAGGGCAGCCUUGUUGUUAUGCCACGCCCACCCACUGCCAUUUUGGCCCCAAAACUUUAGUGUUCAGCCUUAAAAUGUGAAAAAACAUGCAAAAAGCAGCCCAGUCUCUUGCAGAGUCCUCUCUGCAGUUAGCAAAUGAAAUAUGAGAGGGCUGGAGCCCAGCCUGCGCGACUGAGGGGAAAAUACUGAGCUGGUUGUGAGGCAUCUGCUUUGUUUGGGGAGAGAUGGACAAAACCCUGCAAAUGUCCCAAAAGCAAAGGGUGUGGGGGGCUGGCCCCACCAAAUCUUAUUCCUCCAGACCCUCUGCUAAAUGGGGAUGUGCUCAGUUUCACAAAAAGAUAGCCCAUUUUGUGGAGCUUUUGAAUAUUCAAAUUGAAAGUAUCGCGCAAUCAUUGAUUGUCAAAUCAUUGGUUUCUAGAGGUUUUAAAUACUUGGCAUUAGGAGAGAAAAACUCAAACUUAUACCUGUAGAGAUAAAACAAUAAUAUUGUCGGGAUCCACCUGGCAUUGCCACCAGGCAAGCAGGUCCCUUCACCCCCAAAUUUUACGCCUGUUUCCUCUUGCCCUCUUCACCUGCUCUGGGGCCGGGGCCGGGGCCAGGGCCACCCCUGCCGCUGCACCGGGCGCCCGGCGAGGUGCUGCCCGCUCCUGCUCAGGAUGUCCGGAAAGCCUAAGGUGUAUCAAGGUGUUAGAGUAAAAAUUACAGUGAAGGAGCUACUGCAGCAGAGAAGAGCACGGCAAGCAGCAACCAGCACAGCAGUUUCCUGGGGCAGCAACAACAUCCAGUUUUCAGAGUCUGUGUCUCCUCCUUACCCAGCACCUUUUGAUUCAGAACCCACCUCUUCCAUUCCCAACUAUUGUCCAUCAUGGCAGUUUUCAAACUGCCUCUCCCGUGAAGAAAGCCCUAGCUAUCUGGAGCAGCUGGUAGAUUCCUGUCUUCAGACCGAUGCGCCCUCAGACCCAGCCUUCAGUGCUUUCCAGACGUCCUCACACUGCACCCCAGAUGCCUUCCAGCCAGUCCCACUCUGCUUUAACCAGAGCCUGGCUCCUGGAUCCCCCAGUUCACCUGACCUGUCCAGCCCAUUAAACCAUAGCUGCUCUCCUCCUCAGCUACCUCCUUUCACCCCAGUGACCCACAGCCCACCCUCUGCUCUGGACACCAAGACCUAUGGCUACCCUGUGGAGGAGUGGUCCUGCCAUAUCCCCUCCCCAUACAGCACCUCUGCCUGCUGCUGUGCCACCUGUGGCUCCCAGCAUGGGGACAACAGGCUUCCGCAGUACCUCCACUGCCCCAGCAAGGACUGCAUGGACUAUCUACCGCCCAUGGCCAUGGCCGAUGACUUCUUCAGAAGCGAUAGGAGCUGUGACAUCUGCUAUAGCUAAUGGGGACUGUGGUUUUACACAUCCACUGUAUCCAAAUCAGAUUAAUUGCCCAUGAACUAUGCAAAGUUAAGCUGCCUAACAGUCCCAGUUUAUUCUUCACUACUCACACAUUUUCUACACGACAUUGUCACUACAUUACUCCUCCUGUCUUGUAUGGUCAGGGGUAUUUUGUCAUUGUGGUGGUUUGGGUUUUUCUCGUUCUCUUUGUUUUUGUUGUUGUUCUUUAAAGAAAUCCUAAGCUGCCUUACCAAAUACAUGUGAUUAAGCCAGCUCUUUUUGAUACAAAUAAAUAAUUUGGUAUGUAUGCUGAAGUCUGUUCGUUCCUCAUGUGCUAAA